Molecule: messenger RNA, 906 nt
Organism: Aspergillus bombycis
Lineage: Eukaryota; Fungi; Ascomycota; Eurotiomycetes; Eurotiales; Aspergillaceae
Product: short-chain dehydrogenase/reductase family protein
Exons: 2
Coding region: 1-906 (301 amino acids)
Source: RefSeq, a predicted model, not a curated record
AUGGCGGCAUUCAUAGGAGCGAAUCUGAACCCUUGCAAUUAUAUUGGAGGAAAUGCUGGACUAGGCAAAGAAACAAUUCUUCAGUUGGCCAAACAUCGGCCACAAAGAAUAUAUCUUGCUGCACGGUCCGAGAUGAAGGCGCAGACGGCUAUCAGCUCUCUAAAAGGGUCGCUAUCAAAUAAUGUUGAAAUCACCUGGCUUCCGCUGGAUUUAAUGUCCAUUAAAUCGAUUCAAACGGCGGCGCAAACAUUCAAUGCAGAAUCAUCACGGCUCGACAUAUUGAUCCUCAAUGCGGGCGUGAUGUCUCUUCCGCCAGGAGAGACAGAGAUGGGCCAUGAGAUCCAGCUUGGUACCAACCAUACUGGUCAUUUUCUUCUCACAAAGCUGUUGUUGCCGACCUUGCUCAGGACAGCUGAAGAGCCCAAUUCGGAUGUGCGGGUUGUGUCCCUCUCAUCGAUCGGACAUAAUCUGGCCCCGUCCUUCGAGACCAUCCUGGAUCAGGACCGGCUGAAGAAGGUGAACACGAACACUCGAUAUGGAGCGUCAAAGGCAGCAAAUAUUCUAUUCGCAGCUGAGCUUGCGCGGCGGUAUCCUUCCAUCACCUCCGUUUCCGUCCAUCCCGGGAUUAUUCUCACAGAUCUAUACAGCUCGUUGAACGAGCGCUCUACCCUUGCUGCGUUGGGCUCAAAGACACUGAAUCUUUUUGGAACACCCGUUCCUCAGGGGGCCUAUAAUGAACUAUGGGCUGCUGCUGGUGCGAAAAAGCAAGACCUCGUCAAUGGAAGCUAUUAUAUUCCCGUGGGACAUUUGAAGCCGUAUAAUCAAUAUGUCAGAAGCGAGGACAUGGGAAGGCGCCUGUGGGACUGGACCGAGUCCGAGCUACGCAAGUUCAAUGCUUUGCCUUGA